Molecule: messenger RNA, 2821 nt
Organism: Diachasmimorpha longicaudata
Lineage: Eukaryota; Metazoa; Arthropoda; Insecta; Hymenoptera; Braconidae
Product: F-box/LRR-repeat protein 3-like
Exons: 6
Coding region: 518-1330 (270 amino acids)
Biological process (GO): positive regulation of protein ubiquitination
Source: RefSeq, a predicted model, not a curated record
AUUUUUCGCGGGAAGUCGAGGUGAAGGAAGCAGUAAACUGAAGUUUAUUUAGGCGAAGUUUGUGGUUCUUCGAAGGAGUAAUUAAAGAGAAGAUAUAAUGAAUUAAUUAAGGGAAUGGUUCAGGGAGGAGGAAGAAUCAUCUGAAGCUUCUUUGAGAGGAUAAUAGAGGUUUGAGCUGAAUUCUCUAUCGCUAAUGGUUUUAGCAAUGAUCACUGAACCAACAAUAUCCAUGUUAAACAGGUUUUUCACGUAGGUGCGCCUAAUGCGCACAUUUCGUUAGAAAGAGUUGUCACGUGCGUCGAACGAUCGCGUGCGCCGCGUGAGUGGCGGUACACGUGCACGGCCUAGAGAACCUGACGCAAUGCAACGAGCGCAAGAGCGCUCACAUAUUUUUCUAUCGCGAAUCGCGCCGUGAAGUUCAUCGGUCAUGACAUCGCUCGUUUAUUGAGUUAGAAGUGGAGGAUUAUGGGUCAACAAUCAGCAUUUUUUAAGAUUCUCAGUGAUCCAACUCUCCACAAUGCUGGAGUACGAAAAAAUUUCCGAAACAUUCUCGACUCUGCCCCCAGACAAACUCGACUUCGAGUCAUUAGUCAUCGAGGAUAAUUCUGUAGAGUCUCACUGUUGGCGGGCUGAGGUGCUAAAGGACUUGAGAAAAUUUCAGAGAUUGAGAAUUGAGGACUCCUCGAGAACUUCGGCCGAUGAUCUUGCGCGGAUAAUUAAGGACGGCUACUGCCUACGCGAGCUGUCCUUAUCCUAUUCACAACUGACUGAGGACCUCCUGCGGGUGAUAGCGAGGGAAAAUGUGUCUCUUCAGACGAUGCGGGUGGAGGCGCACACAGAUACGAAGCCCCUCGUGAAAAUUAGCGACUCAGCAUGGGCCACUCUACAAACCCACUCACCCAAUUUAAAUCUCGUUAUAACUUGUUACCUGGAGGACGACGAGGACUGUGAGGUAGUUCUCGCACCCCCGGUAACCCACCUGUACCUGGGGGGAUCUCCCUCGUCGCGAAUCAUCCGCAGAGUCAGCGAGAGCUGUCCCCGAUUGGUGGAGCUUGUCAUUAAUUCCUGCAGUUCAGGAAUUAUUGACAAGGAGCUGCUCAUGACAGCGAGAGGAUGCCCCGAGUUAUCUGCGAUAGGACUCGGUGAUUGUGAAGUUACCUGCUCCGCACUCGUACAAUUCGCAAAGAUUUGUAAGCAACGACUCCAAAUUCUGUACGUGUGGGAAACGUCCCUCAUUGAGGAUGAGAAUUUCGACAUCGCUGAUGCUGUGUCCAAUGUGUCCUCGUCCCUGGGACGAUCGUGGACACCGGAGUAUGUGCCACCGUGGUGAGGAUGCAAUGGACAAUUGCAUUCAUCCAAACGAAAUAUUGAACUUUUCGUGUUAGGAUAAUUAAUUUUAAAAUUAGAAAGAGGGACAGCCAAAUUGGUACAUUGAAAAUUUUGAAAUUUAACAAAAUUUUUAAUUGUAUCGCUCGUGAAUGUUCAAUUAACGUGGUAAUCAUUAAUUUGAAUCUUCAACUUCCGAAUUAUAUUAUUAAUCAAUAAUUUAAUUUGGAAGACUGUGGAUUAUUUGGCUCAUCAGGACAUUGAUCAUUGAUCAUCAGGACAUUUAUUGAAAUCCUCAAAAUUGAUGAAUUCGAAUUAAUCAUCUCCCUGAUAGUUUUUCUAUUUAUUUUCCCUCGAGUAGUCCGUAGUUCCGACAUUCACAACCAUAAAACACCUUAAGAUUAAGAAAAGAUCUCACCAAUUGUCAUAAACCAUCCCACAUUUAUCAUCAAUCAACGCGUCCAGAUGCUGUAUUAUGUUUGUACAUCAAAUUAUUUACAUACAAAUCAUGUUAUUAUUUACAAAAUGAUAUUUGUACAGUUACCAUUACCCCAUGUCUAACGAACAAUGAACUUCUCACAAUUGAAUUCCACUAAUCAUUGACGCCAUUUUCGCAUUCCGCACCCAGAAAAAUGAUAUCUAACAAGUAGAAAUUCUAUGAUCGAUCGAAAUCGUUUAUCGAUCCAAUAGUCACAACGGAAAAUUCUAUUGUAACACACAAAUAUCAUUUAAAUUUGAAUGCUUUCAAUGAAAAUAAAAAUUAUUGGUGUCAAAUCCGAAGUGUUUGACCUAAACCAAAAUUGAAUUGUGUGAAAUCGAUUUCGUUCGGUGCAAUUUUCGUUCAGUUUAAAUCAAUACUUGUACUUGGAUGGACGAUGUGGAUCUAUUAUGAAAUUUCUAUUUGUUAGAAUUUUGUUUUCUCAGCACACCAAUCUCUCGUUAAUUCUACUGAUAAUACUAGAUUAGUGUCGCAGGACUCUCAGUCUUAUGUACUAGCUGGUACAUUGAUAAAUUAAAAACAAAAUGAUUGUCCACGACCAUAACUCAAAUUAUAUUUAAAUGUUCCAUGUCAUGCGAAGCCUCAGAAGUGUAAAAAACAUUGACAAGUAGAAAAAUUAAUUAACAGACAUUGGAAUACGUUGAUAACUCAAUAUUUAAUACCAGCUUAGUCUGUUCUUUUAUAUUAGUAAAGCUUCAAUCAAACGUCCAAUUUAUCAGACCUCAUUACCUAAUUAAUCAAUGAGUAGAGAUGGAGGACAGCGGAUUCCACAGUAAUAUAAUUAUUCGAAGAUAAACGAAUUUGUUAAAUCAACAUAACUAUUAAUUAAUUGUCACAGGUGCCCUAUUCCAAUGUUUUUCACGUUUUUCUUUGUUGAAUGAGGUAGGACAUCAUCAUGACGCCUACCCUGAAGUGGGGCUGCUGCAUGAAAUUUUUUCACUCAAAAAAAUUAUGAAACACUAUUUUUAACAAUAAAUAUGGACAUGUAUUUUUUAA